Galeopterus variegatus (Sunda flying lemur) is the source of this 2174-nucleotide messenger RNA. RefSeq names its product calcyclin binding protein (gene CACYBP). Bases 224 to 916 code for a protein of 230 amino acids. Gene Ontology annotation, cellular component: nucleus. Gene Ontology annotation, molecular function: S100 protein binding; ubiquitin protein ligase binding; tubulin binding. Gene Ontology annotation, biological process: heart development. Lineage: Eukaryota; Metazoa; Chordata; Mammalia; Dermoptera; Cynocephalidae. The transcript has 6 exons. The record is from RefSeq and is a predicted model, not a curated record.
GUGCUCGGGGUGGGCGGCGACGGCGGCCUCGCGAAGGUUCCAGAGGCACCGCGUGAGGGAGGCGGGCCGUCUUCUCGCUCGGGUCGGGUGUGCGUCCGGGCUGCGGGCACUGCGACUGGUGCCGGUGGGGUCUGCGGCAGGGGGGGGCGCGCUCAGUGCGGCGUUUCCUGUUCCCUUCUCCGCGCGGCUGCAGCUCCGGCCUUCGCCCUGACCCAGCCCGGCCAUGGCUUCAGUUUUGGAAGAGCUACAGAAAGAUCUGGAAGAGGUAAAGAUGUUGCUGGAAAAGGCCACUAGGAAAAGAGCACGUGAUGCCCUUACAGCUGAAAAAUCCAAGAUUGAGACAGAAAUCAAGAACAAGAUGCAACAGAAAUCUCAGAGGAAAGCAGAACUUCUUGACAGUGAAAAGCCAGCUGCUGUGGUUGCUCCCAUUACAACAGGAUAUACAGUGAAAAUCAGUAAUUAUGGAUGGGAUCAGUCAGAUAAGUUUGUGAAAAUCUACAUUACCUUAACUGGAAUUCAUCAAGUUCCCACUGAGAAUGUGCAGGUACAUUUCACAGAGAGGUCAUUUGAUCUUUUGGUUAAGAAUCUAAAUGGGAAGAGUUACUCUAUGAUUGUGAACAAUCUUUUGAAACCCAUCUCCGUGGAAGGCAGUUCAAAAAAAGUCAAGACUGAUACAAUUAUUAUCUUAUGUAGAAAAAAAGCAGAAAACACACGGUGGGACUACCUGACUCAGGUUGAAAAAGAGUGUAAAGAGAAAGAAAAGCCCUCCUACGACACUGAAACAGAUCCUAGUGAGGGAUUGAUGAAUGUUCUAAAGAAAAUUUAUGAAGAUGGAGAUGAUGAUAUGAAGCGAACCAUUAACAAAGCCUGGGUGGAAUCAAGAGAGAAGCAAGCCAAAGGAGACACAGAAUUUUGAGAUUUUAAAGUCAUUUUGGGAACUGUGAUGUGGAAAUACUGAUGUUUCCAAUAAGGGAGUGUUGGUGAGCUCCACCUAUAAAUUUGACAGAUAACUACUUACAUGCCUUCUUCUAAGUAAAGGCAGUGAAUUUGCCAUUUCCUACUGGAGGAUUUAUUUAAAUAAAAUAUGCUUAUUAAAUACUUCCUCCAAAGAUGAUUUCAUUAGUACCCUGCUCAUUUUGUUCAAGAAAGGGUUAUAUUGCAUUCUGAUGUGAAAUGUAAAAAGCAAGUCUUACCUAAUGUAAACGCUAUGUUGUGUAUAAUUCGUUCAGCUAAGAGAAAACAAAUAUUUGUUUGCCUUUAAGUUACUGACCCCAGCUCCCACCGAUGUAAGAAUAAGAGUGAAACUUGAAUUUUUGCAUAAAAUGCAAAUUUGUACCUGUGCUUGAAGGUUGCUAGUGGAGUGGUUGAUCCCUUAUUGCCAGCUUAAGCAGUGCAUAUACCAUGCAUUACCAUGCACUAAUAAUCCAAUCAUAAGUGUUUCUACCUAGAUUUAAAUAUAUUUGUUUAUGAAUGUGGAAUUGAAACUAAAUCUAAACUUAAAAGAAUAGACAAGCAUCUUUGUAUAGUACCAUGUAGUAAGUUUUGCCAUGGAUCAGAUGGUUUACAAAAGUAAUAACCAUAAAGCAAAAAUAGUUAAUUUGAAAACCCAUCUAUUCUUGGGUUCAAUAAAGUUAAUUUUUUAUUCAGUAGAAUAGUUUUACUAUGUUUGUCUAGAAGUAUAUCAGAGAAGUCAAGCUUUUAGAGGGAAUUGUUUGUUUUAGGGAGAAUUAUUUAUUUUCCCUAAAAUCAGGAGCCAGAGAAAGGUGCCUGUGGUCUCCAUUACUACAUUGUACUGGAGGUAUUAGCCAAUGCGGUUAGAUAAGAGAAAGCAGACACAUAGAGGAAAAACCCAAAAGAAUCAACCAAAACUACUGCAGCUUAUAUGAGAAUUUGGUAAAAGUGGUAGGAUUUAAAAUUAACAUAUAGAAAUAGCCUAUAAAUAGGAUAGCUGUUAGCAAAUAUUGAAACAUUUUAAUGCGUCUAUAAUUGUGUUGGCACAUGAAUAAACAGGCCAAAUGGUACAGAACGGAAAAACAUAUGUAUGUAAGUUUUAGAAUACAGUAAAAGUGGCAUUUCAAAACAGUGGAGGCAAGAUGGGUUUUUAAGGAUAUUCAGUUAAGUAAGAAAAGCCAUAUGGGUACACUCCAAACAGAUCAAAGGUAGAAAUGUAAAAA